Molecule: messenger RNA, 135 nt
Organism: Lymnaea stagnalis (great pond snail)
Lineage: Eukaryota; Metazoa; Mollusca; Gastropoda; Lymnaeidae
Source: the annotation of a GenBank genome assembly
UUCAUGAAUCUCGAGCCGGAAGAGGUGACGGCCACCACAAUGAAAUACCUGAAGACGGUACAGCAGCUAGAGAAAGGCCUGCCCCCCAACGAUGUGGUCACCAUGCUGAAGAAGAAAGUGGAGGUCAUGAAACAG